Molecule: messenger RNA, 1479 nt
Organism: Lathyrus sativus (Indian pea)
Lineage: Eukaryota; Viridiplantae; Streptophyta; Magnoliopsida; Fabales; Fabaceae
Source: the annotation of a GenBank genome assembly
AUGGACACUUCUACCCUUUCCCGUAUCGGCCUCGCCGGCCUCGCCGUCAUGGGCCAAAACCUAGCCCUAAACAUCGCCGAGAAAGGCUUUCCAAUCUCCGUCUACAACCGCACCACCUCCAAAGUCGAUGAAACCGUAGAUCGAGCCCACCGUGAAGGCUCCCUCCCUCUCACCGGUCAAUACAGCCCCCGCGAGUUUGUGCUAUCUCUCCAACGGCCUAGAUCGGUCAUCAUCCUUGUCAAAGCUGGUGCUCCUGUAGACCAAACAAUCGCCGCACUGUCGGACCAUAUGGAGCCUGGUGAUACUAUCAUCGACGGUGGUAACGAAUGGUACGAAAACACCGAACGGAGGAUUCAGGAAAUUUCCGAGAAAGGUAUUCUUUAUCUCGGUAUGGGGGUUUCUGGAGGUGAAGAAGGUGCGAGGAACGGUCCUUCGCUUAUGCCGGGUGGAUCUUACCAGGCUUACAGUAAUAUUCAGGAUAUUCUUGUGAAGGUUGCUGCUCAGGUUGAAGAUGGACCUUGUGUUACUUAUAUUGGUGAAGGAGGUAGUGGGAAUUUUGUGAAGAUGGUUCAUAAUGGGAUUGAGUAUGGUGAUAUGCAGCUUAUUUCUGAGGCUUAUGAUGUUUUGAAGCAUGUUGGUGGUUUAUCGAAUUCGGAGCUUGCUGAUAUUUUUGCUGAGUGGAAUAGUGGGGAGCUUGAGAGUUUUCUUAUUGAGAUUACUGCUGAUAUUUUCAAGGUGAAGGAUGAAGGUGGUGAUGGGUAUUUAGUGGAUAAGAUUUUGGAUAAGACUGGUAUGAAAGGUACUGGGAAAUGGACGGUGCAACAGGCAGCGGAGUUGUCGGUGGCAGCUCCGACUAUUGCGGCAUCGUUGGAUGGUAGGUUUUUGAGUGGAUUGAAGGAGGAGAGGGAGAAUGCGGCUGCGGUUUUGAAGGAAGCGGGGUUGAGUGAGGAAGUAGGGUUUGUGAGAAGUGGGAUUGAUAAGAAAAAGUUGAUUGAUGAUGUGAGACAAGCUUUGUAUGCUUCCAAGAUUUGUAGCUAUGCGCAAGGGAUGAAUUUGUUGAGAGCAAAGAGUAACGAGAAAGGUUGGAACUUGAAUUUCGGGGAGUUAGCUAGGAUUUGGAAAGGUGGGUGUAUUAUUAGAGCGGUGUUUUUAGAUAGGAUUAAGAAGGCUUAUCAGAGAAACCCUAAUUUGGCGAGUUUGAUAGUUGAUCCCGAAUUUGCUAAGGAAAUGGUGCAGAGACAAGGAGCGUGGAGAAGGGUUGUUGGAUUGGCUAUAUCGGCCGGGAUUAGUACUCCUGGAAUGUGUGCUAGUCUUUCUUACUUUGAUACAUAUAGGAGAGCAAGGCUUCCUGCUAACCUUGUUCAGGCUCAGAGGGACUUGUUUGGAGCUCAUACCUAUGAGCGUCUCGAUCGCCCCGGCGCGUUUCAUACCGAGUGGACGAAACUUGCACGUCAGAGUGGUGCCGGCAUUCUUAAUUGA